Molecule: messenger RNA, 1251 nt
Organism: Liolophura sinensis
Lineage: Eukaryota; Metazoa; Mollusca; Polyplacophora; Chitonida; Chitonidae
Exons: 2
Coding region: 44-814 (256 amino acids)
Source: RefSeq, a predicted model, not a curated record
GUUGGCCUACUACUGUUAUUAGAUAAAUACUGUAACUUUCGGAAUGUCAUCUCAGUACAACGACAGACUGUUUGGCUCUCCUGUCUCAAAAUUCGCCCAUAUGGGGAGAACUGCCAUGAUUUCAUUGGCUGUCGCUAUAGACCUUGGAAACCACAGUUUGAAAAUGGAGGACGACGAGGCCAUGAGCGCCGCUAAGGCACCUGAGCCAGUUGCAAAAGUUCCUGCGGAAAACGCAACCCUUCAGCCUGACGGUAGGAAAUACCCUACAGACGCAACUGUGACACCGGUGCUUCUUACGCAGCGAGAAGAUACUGCAUUAAAAUCCAAGGACUUCGCCAGAGAAGAAACAGCUGAAGUGAUUCGCGACUCCGCUGUCAUUGUUAAAGAACAGGAACUAGCAGAGCAGGUUAACGCUCUCGCUGAUAACGUUGUGAAAAAUACAAUUGACACCGUGACAAGUCAGUAUCAGCAAGAUAUUUUAAACAGUAUAUUGUCAGCGAGGGCGAAGAUGGCUGGUGAUGGAACAAGAGACGAUCUUGAACGAGCCAAAUCAUGUUCAGAACUGGGUGAUGAUGAUGUGUUUGAAGAUCUGUAUGUGGAACCGGUUCCUGAUCCGUACAACAAAGCCAUUUCAUAUUUAGAGAAACACAAUAUUUUACAGCUAUUUCAAGGUCUGACUGCAAAUGUUAUCUAUUCUCGCCCGGCUGAUCCUUUGGAGGCUAUGAUGGAGCAGCUGCAAAUAAUGAAGAAAAACCAAAUUUCUUCACCUUCUAUGACUCCAUCUGAGCAAGCUAUUGGGAAAAUGGAUAGUUAGAUUUACUGGUUGAUUAUAUAUUAUAGCAUGGGAGAGGAAUUUAAUUUUACGUAUAAUAUACUUUCAAUACUAUAUGUUAAAAUGUUGAUAACCUAACUGAGAGACUGAUUUGUAUCUAUUCAAUGAAAGGCAUAUUAAUGUAUAUAUUAUGUACAUUCGGCCAUGCCAUCAGGAAUGUAUAUUUCAAUACUUUACCAAAGUAAAAUUCAAAAAAGAAAAAAAGCAAAACCAAUUCUUCCAAGUUUGAUUUUUAUUUAGGUAAACACUGAAUAUGCAAGCUUUUUGUGUGCCUUUUGGUUAGAAAUGGUUGUCUUUCCUAUGGACAUGGGGAAGUGUAACCCUGUUUUCUAUGCUGUGAUGUAUAUAUAUUGAUAGUUUAAAUUAUUUCUUUCUGAAUUUGUUCAACAGACCACCUGAUAGAUUAUUACUUUUCUAGU